AUGGCGUCAACAGCAGUGCGAAAUGGCAGUACUGCCAGUGACCCCAACGGAAGAGCAGGGGCGGUGGGAGUCACGCCGGCGUCACGCUUUGCUGAUAUCCCCUCCGCGAUCGAUAUUCCUGUGUCCGGCGGGCUGGACGCCGACGAAGCGGUCGAAGUCAAUCUUGAGGACCACCUCGACGACCCUACGGAGCUCUGUCAACUCCUGGAAAAUGAAAAGGCUGCGAAAAAUCUAUGGAUCACAAUCGCACUGGCGUACGCCAAACAGGCUCAAAUCGACCACGCGAUCGAAAUAUUGGCCAAAGGCAUGGGGUCACUGUCAAGGAGCGGGCCCAAGGAACGUCUGAGCCUGCUCGCCUGUGUGGCGUGGUUGAAUCUUCUCAAAAGCAGACAGGCUCCCCGAGUGUUACCGGAGAAUCAGCAAUCGUCCGAUGUGAAGACCAAAGAUCAUUACCUGCGAGAAGCCACCGCCUCGAUCAAUGACGCCCUCCGAAUCAAUCCUGCCUUCCCUCCACUCUAUCUCACCAGAGGCGUGCUUUUCCUCCUUCGAGCUUCCUUGCAAGCGUCAACGAAAGCUGGGUCAGAUACUGAAAGAGCCGAAUCUCUUAAACAGGCGCUCAAGUGUUUCGAUGACGCGCUGCGGGCCUCGGAAGGUCGCAACAUGAUGGCUUCAAUUGGAAAAGCUAGGACACUUUAUUUGCAGAAACAAUAUGGCCCGGCGUUACAAGUGUACCAGGACGUGCUCGCCAAAAUGCCCGGGCUCACAGACCCGGAUCCUCGGAUAGGCAUUGGCUGUUGUCUGUGGCAGUUGGGAUACCAGGACAGGGCGAAGAUGGCUUGGGAGCGGUCGCUGGCACUGAACCCCGAGUCAAAGAUCGCGCAUGCGCUCCUGGGGGUGUACUAUCUGCACGAAAGCGCCAAAUACCCGGCCUCUGACCCGCAGUUCAACGCUCUUUACAAGAAGGCUAUGAUCGACCAUACGAAGAAAGCGUACACUAUCGACAAAAAUUUCCCCCUCAGCUGUGCGACUUUUGCGAGUUAUUUCCUCUUGACGGGGCGCUACGACACGGUGGAACCCUUGGCGCGAAAAGCCAUCGAACAGACUGACAUCAAUGCCAUCGCUAGUGACGGUUGGUAUUUGCUGGCUCGAAAGGAGCACAACAAGGGGGACUUGCCAAGAGCAAAUGACUAUUACAACCGGUCAGACCAGGCACGGGGUGGCCUGGAUCGAGGCUACUUCCCGGCGAAAUUCGGUCUCAUUCAGAUUAUGAUUCAGACCCAGGACAUUCAGGGUGCCAAGUUCCGGCUGGAAAAUCUCUCCCAGCUCAAGGGACAUGUAGAGGCCAUGACGCUGCUGGGCUGUCUUUAUGCCGAAGAAGCGUUCUCCGCCCAGAACACGACGACCAAAGAUGACAAAGCGACCGCGGCGCGCAAGGCCAUACAGCUGCUAGAGGGUGUUCGAAAGACCUGGAAGGACGAAAAGACUCGGAACAAACCCGAUGAGUCGGUUCUGCUCUACCUCGCGCGUUUGUAUGAGCUUGAGAAUCCAGUUGAAAGUCUAAAGUGUCUGCAAAUGGUCGAACAAAUGCAGCUAGAAAAAAUUCCGGAUGAAGACAAGCCAGAUCCGAACGAGGAGGAAGCAACAUACAUUGCGCAACUCCGCGAGAACUUGCCCCCACAGCUUCUGAACAAUAUGGCGUGCUUCUUAUAUGGGCAGGAGUCGUACUCCCUGGCCCGAGAGACAUUCCAGAUUGCGCUCAAUGCUUGUGUCAGACUCACUGAGAAGCAAGAGGCUGAAAAGAAGGCGCUGGAGGAAGAGAAAAUCGGUACGGAGGAUGUCGACAACAGCGAUACCGAUGCUCUGGUGACCACGAUUUCAUACAACCUCGCCCGAACUUUGGAGGCAUUGGGACUCUUGGAGGAGGCUCAGAAGGUUUAUGAAGGCCUCCUUGCCCGGCACUCCGACUACACAGAUGCUUCCGCGCGCCUAGCGUUCAUAGCCUUGGAAACGUCACCGCGAGACGAAGGGCCGCGAAAGAUCCACGCAGUUUAUCAAAACGACUAUGGCAACACCGAAAUCAGGGCUUUGAUGGGCUGGUACCAUCACAGCGCCAAGAAGAAGACUUCCAACAUUGCCGAAGAUGCUGAGAAUCGUCAUUAUAAGCACACAUUGCAGGGCUAUGACAAGCAUGACCUUUAUUCUCUCGUUGGUAUGGGUAACAUCCACCUCACCAUUGCGAGAGAUAUGCCCCGAAAUACGGAUCAAGAAAAGGAAAAGCGGACCAAAAUGUAUGCCAAAGCAUACGAGUUCUUCGACAAAGCGUUGCAGUUGGACCCAAAGAACGCCUAUGCCGCACAGGGAGUUGCAAUCGCUCUCUGUGAUGACAAGAAAGCAUACUCAGAUGCGCUGCAGAUAUUCACCAAAGUUAAAGACACUCUCCGGGACCCCUCGGUCAACAUUAACUUAGGUCAUGUGAUGACAGAACUUCGGCAGUAUCAACGUGCCAUCGAUAACUACGAGAUCGCACUGAGAAAAGACGGCAAGAGUGAAAACGCUCAGCUGUUGGCGUGCUUGUCGAGGGCAUGGCUGUUGAAAGGCAAGGCUGAUCAAUCCAUACCUGCUCUGACCACUGCUCUCGAUUACAUGAAGCGCGCUCUGGCUACCCAACCCGACUCUCCUCAUUUGCAAUUCAACGUGGCUUUCAUUCAGUUCCAGAUUGCGCAAUAUGUGAACCAGGCUAAGGAAACGGAUCGGACGCUUGAAGACGUGGAUGCUGCCAUCGCCGGGCUUGAGCAAGCCAUUGAUACCUUUGAACAAGUCGCUCGACAUAAACAACCUCCAUAUCCCCGGACGGCACUCGAGCAGCGGGCGGCCAUGGGUAAAAACACCAUGAGAAACCAGCUGGAGCGCCAACGUGUGAGACAGGCCGCAUACGAGAAUGAAAACGCCACGAAAUUGAAGGAAGCGAAGGAGAGGCGGCAGGAGGAGCUGCGAAAACGGGAGGAGGCCGCAAGAAAACGCAGACAAGAGGAAGAGGAACGUGCCCGGAGGAUUGCAGAAGAACGGCGAAAGAUUGUCGAGGAGACGGAGAGAAUUGCCGAGCAGAUUCGCGCCGAGGCCGCAGCCAGAGAAGCCGCCGAGUACACGGACGACGACGAAACUGGAGAGCGCGUGAGGCGCAAGAAGAAGCCCAGGGCUGGGGGCAAGCGGAAGAAGCGAGAUGACGAAGAUGGGUUCAUUGAAGACGACGAGGAUGGGAAGAGCGAAAGAAGUGUUUCGCGGACUCCAGUUAGUGGUUCGGACAACGAGGCCCCGGCAGAGAUGCCCAAGAAGAAGAAGAGAAGGCUGGAGAGGAAGAGUGCGGCAAAAGAAACUCCACGGAAAAAGAAUGAGAAGUUCAAGUCCGAGGCCGUGGUGGUGGACUCAGACUCCGAAUUGGAAGACGAGGCGAGCGCUGUAGCGACCCCGGAAGAAGCUACCAUCGACACCCCGGCAUCCGAAGUCCCGGAUAGGGAUGAAGAAAUGGAGGAUUCACGCAACGGACCUGAAGGGGAACAGGAGCAAGUUCAACCUAAGCCGCCACCGAGGCAACGCAAACAACUCCGGACCAUUGCCGACGACGACGAUGACGACGACGAGGAAGACGAGGAAGAAGCGUUCAAUGCGGGCACUAAUGGCCACACGGAUGCAGCGAGGACGUCUGCCGAAGCCGGUUUUGGGGGUGAUGAUGAUGAUGACGAUGAGAAGGACGGCGGGAGGAGCGUUCAGUAA
Messenger RNA from Fonsecaea erecta, 3771 nucleotides. RefSeq lists its product as hypothetical. Gene Ontology annotation, cellular component: Cdc73/Paf1 complex. The coding region runs from base 1 to 3771 and encodes 1256 amino acids. The transcript has 2 exons. Gene Ontology annotation, biological process: regulation of DNA-templated transcription. Gene Ontology annotation, molecular function: RNA polymerase II complex binding. Lineage: Eukaryota; Fungi; Ascomycota; Eurotiomycetes; Chaetothyriales; Herpotrichiellaceae. The record is from RefSeq and is a predicted model, not a curated record.